Molecule: messenger RNA, 930 nt
Organism: Bactrocera tryoni
Lineage: Eukaryota; Metazoa; Arthropoda; Insecta; Diptera; Tephritidae
Exons: 3
Coding region: 1-930 (309 amino acids)
Source: RefSeq, a predicted model, not a curated record
AUGGCGAUCUUCAACAUCGAACAAAAGAAGGCGCUGAUAAGCUACAUUCUCCAGGCCAGCGACAUCAACUAUGGAAUUAGUUUGAUGGAGCUUCGUAAGCUCCCGUAUGAAUUUGCUCGGAAAGUUGGCGCGUCGUAUCUGGAUCCAUGGAACGACAAUCAACAGAGUCGUGCGAAGCGAUUCAACAAAGAGAAUGUCGAUGCAUUCUUUGCCAACCUAUCAUCCGUUCUCGGUAAGACGCCGUUUGAACCUCACCGAAUAUGGAACAUGGAUGAAACCGGGUGCCCGACCGUGCCAACCAGACCUGUCAAAACCAUCGCGCGCAAAGGACAAAAGCAGGUCGGCUCAUCAACAUCUGCCGAAAAAGGCACCAAUGUGUCUUUGGCUUUGGCCGUCAGCGCUAGUGGCCAGUCUAUACCGCCAUUCUUCCUCUUUCCUCGAGUCAACAUGAAAGAGAUUUUUAUGACUCAUGCGAGUCAUGGCGCUGUUGGUGUUGCGAACGGUUCUGGUUACAUGAACUCUGACGUAUUCCCUCAAUUCAUGCGUCAUUUCAUCAAGCACACCGGUGCUAAUGCCGAUUCGCCAACCAUCGAUCGAGGCGAUAGAUUUGGCCCGCUAUAUGUUGCGGUAUUUGCACCGUUUAAAGGCAUGAUGACCGUGAAGCAUGAUGCAAGGAAAAAGUCCAACAUUGGUGUCACUUUCGAUCUGCAUCAUGUGCCGCUCCUUGUCGAUCAGUGCCUCGAUGUUAUGUUAACGCCGAAAACCAUCAAAUCCGGCUUCCGAACAACUGGCAUCUACCCGUUCAACCCGCAAAUUUUCACUGAAGUUGACUUUGUCGCUUCGGAACUGAGCGGCGAAAAUUUGUUCGGUGACAAGAGAAAGACGCCGACAAUCAACGUCGAGUUCUUGCCUCUGGUGAUGCCAUUGUGA